Misgurnus anguillicaudatus (oriental weatherfish) is the source of this 3247-nucleotide messenger RNA. RefSeq names its product transmembrane protein 168b (gene tmem168b). The record is from RefSeq and is a predicted model, not a curated record. Lineage: Eukaryota; Metazoa; Chordata; Actinopteri; Cypriniformes; Cobitidae.
UCAGGACUCCGAGCACUCUAUUGUCCUGUAACGGCUUCCGUAGUGGCUUGUCAGUGUGGAAACAUGGCGGAUAAUCUACAAACUUUAGACGACGGUUUGGAGGAAAUUUGCGAUACAUUUUCACUUUCCUGUUGAUUUUUUUAUAUAAAGGACAACACUCGGUAACUUAAAUGUCUACUUAUGCGGAUAUUUUAAAGCGUGUUUUAGUGAAUGUGAAUACACUUCUCCCGGUGGGCACGGUCUGUCAACUUUCAAAGCCGGUAAACAUCUAAUCUCAGUCAGGCUGACAGCAUAAUCAAACUUGUUUUUUAAGGUACCUGUUAUUUUACCUGUUUCUGAUAAUUAAAUACUACGUUAGUAGUUUACUAGUCAGCUUCAAACAUGACCUUGAAUAACUCGAUUUAUAGUAACAGGUGGAUCAUGCAAACCCACUGUUUAAUGUUAGGUGAUAGUCUGGUCUUUGCUUUAAAAUGUCAUAUAUGUCUCGAGAAAUGAUUUAUGGUUAACUUUAAAACCACAGCACAACUUGAUUUUUUAGUUGACCGUACUCAUGUUGUGACGCAUGACGCACGUCACACGCGCCAUUCACCACGUUGACUGAUUUCUUUGUUGUUGCGGCUCUUUUAACUCUACAACAAUGUGUAGGCUGCUCAAAUAUUGUUUAAGUCACGUGCUUUAUGCUGUCAUGAACCGGCUGGAGGAAGCCAACAGAGGGUUCAACGUGCGCGCCUCCAUCCGUUACCUUGGAUACCUGUCCAGCCUAACCUCCCUAGUGGCUAUUUUUUGGGGACUUUACGUGCAAUGGGAGAAGACGGCAGAUACAGUCAUCCUGGUCAUUUUUAUUUUGGGCCUCUUUGUCCUCGGGAUCGCCUGUAUUCUUCACUACUAUUUUGGCAUGGAGAGAGUCAGCAUCUUUCUAUUGCAUCUAUGGUUUGGUUUCCUACUGGGUUUGUUGUGCUUCUUCAAAGUCCCCUCCAAAGAGGCGGAUAUGAAGGAACAGGUGAUGAACUACAUGUUAGUAGCCUGUGUGGUGAUAAGAUUCGAAUGGGCUUUGGUUGAAAGAAUGUGUGGUUACACUCGACAUCAGCCAUCGUUCUUUAGAACAAGGGAGGCUUUGGAGCUUGCAGGAUUUGUUGUGGCCAGCAUGACUUUGGUUGGUCAUAAAUUCACAAGCCUCGUAGCUUUAACGCUCUCCUUGGCCGCUCUUAUCGUGAACUUGCGCAUGAAGUCGUUCCUGGCUCUUCCGAACCUCGUCUGCUUCUCUGCGGUCUCGGCUUUUUUCUUCCAGGAGUCUUUAGGGGUGUCCACCAACCCAUUCGCCCUGUCUUGCUUCUUCACCCGCCUGGUCUGCGACCCGUUCCUGGACGUCUACUUCAGCGGCCUUUCGGUCACUGAGCGCUGGGCGCCGCUUCUAGUAAGAAGAGGCUUUUGGAGGCACCUGUCACUUCUUCCGCUGGUUGUUGUGGAGGUGACCUUCAUGAUCAUAGCUGCUCUGAAGAUGAGCGAUCUGGAUCGAUGGUACCUGUUGAUCCCAGGUCUCUCAGUCUCCACUAUUUUUUGGAUCAUCUGCCAUCUGGUUUUUUGGGUCGCGCUGUGGGGAUUUCACUGCAAACUGAGUGACUGCCAGAGGCUGUGUGAGGUCCACAUGUCAGGAGAGUUGGACAGGGUGAUGGCAUCUAAGGGCAUGCGACACUUCUGCCUCAUAUCAAAACGUCUGGUGUUGUUCGGCUUGGUGUCAACCAUCAUACUAGGGGCUCUGGCUUGGCAGCCUUCAAACAGUCUAUUUAUUGCAUUGUUUCUGCUGGUAUUACCACUCGAGUCACUUGCCCACGGCCUCUUCCAUGAACUCGGAAACAGCUUGGGAGGAACCUGUGUGGGCUACGGUGUGGUAAUUCCUACCAACUAUUGCAGCCCAGACGGACAGCCCACCCUGCUGCCUCCGGCGCAUGUGCAGGAGCUUAACCUGCGCUCCACGGGAAUGCUCAACAACAUGCAACGCUUUUUCUCCCAUCACAUGAUUGAGACGUACGGUUGCGACUACUCCACCAGCGGCUUGAGUCUGGAAGCCCUGCAAGCCAAGCUCCGCAUAUUCAUGGAGGCCCACACGGCCGACGGGCCACGGCACGACACCUACGUUCUUUUUUACAGUGGCCACACCCAUCGCAGUGGAGAGUGGGCCUUGGCAGGUGGAGACGUUUUACGUCUAGAUGAAAUUGUGCAGCUAUGGAGGGAGAAGAACGCAGGCUGUUGCUCACGCCUCAUCAUUAUUCUCGACACCGAGAACUCCCUCCCUUGGGUGAAAGAGGUGAAAAAAAUCGAGGGCCUUUAUGUUGCAGUUCAAGGAGCGGUGCUCUCCAAUCCCAAAGACGUGGAGGUCCAUGACGCACCUCAGCUCGGGGACUUCAUCUCCCAGUGGGUGGAUUAUAACUGUAACCCCGACAGCAUCGUCCAGUGGUCUGAGCGUGGACGGACUGUUCGAGCUGCCUAUGGGAUCUCCAGAUACUGGUGCGAUUACAAGCUUCACCUACCCACCGAAAGUGAUGUCACCAGGCAUUGGAAAAUGUACUUCCCACGCUUGACUUAUCCCGUGGUUCAGUUGGCCCAUUGGUGUGGCGGACUGAACCUCUUCUGGGCUUGCGAUUAUUUUGUCCGACUGCUCCGAAGGAUUAAACUCACAUGUUUCCCUCCUGCGGUUCUAGAUACCGGACAAGGUUUCAAGCUGGUUAAAUCGUAGAGCAGGACCUAAAUGGUGAUGAAUAAUGCAAGCAGCUGCCGCUCACAGCAGGGUUUGUAUCUGGACACGGUUAAGUCACAGUGAUUUUUUUUAAACCUAUGGCAGCUUUGUUGAAUAGACCAGCCGAACAAUGUUUAACAAAUCUCAGGUGUGAGAUCACUCCAGGUGUGUGUUUGUUUUUACAAGAGAUUGUCUACUUUAGUAAGCAAGGGUGAUUUUUUUUCUUCUUUAAAAUCUGGUUUAUAUUUUAGAAAGAAAGAAAUUAUAUUUUCUUGGGGUUUUUUUGCAUUGUGAAAUUAUUUUUAUUUAAAAAUAAUAAUAAUUACAAAUAAGCACAGCCCCAUUCAUUGUCAUUACUAUACUGAACAACAACAACAACAAAGACAUGCAUCUCAUAUCAUUACUCUAAUAUGAGAAAACAAGUUCAAAUAUUUAUUUAUUAUAUUAUCUUUAUAGUGAUGUAAAUAAAGUCUGUUGUCUUAUUAGGUAAUAUUCAUUUUUACUACAUUUGAG